Messenger RNA from Rhizopus microsporus ATCC 52813, 2363 nucleotides. RefSeq lists its product as uncharacterized. Gene Ontology annotation, cellular component: Sin3-type complex. Lineage: Eukaryota; Fungi; Mucoromycota; Mucoromycetes; Mucorales; Rhizopodaceae. Bases 243 to 2324 code for a protein of 693 amino acids. The transcript has 9 exons. The record is from RefSeq and is a predicted model, not a curated record.
AACAAGAAGAAUUUGAUGCAGGCAUGAUCUUGGGUGUUCACAACAUGUAUGUUGUGUUCCCUCAAUUUGCUGUAGCCAUCGUUUCUUCAUUUAUCUUUGCUGCCAUUAAAGAUACUCAGUCUCUGUCGAGUGUGACACCUGUUUUGAUUUUUGGGGGUCUUAUGGCUUUAGUGGCUGCUGGUUUUAGUAGAUCCAUCAUACGUGUUGUUAAAUAAAAACAUUUAUUUCUUUUCUUUCUUAAAAUGUCGGAUAAAAAGCGUUUUGUAUUUGCUGAAAGAAAGAAAGCACUUCAAAUUGCUGCUACCUGUGGACUUAGUGUCAUUGAAGAGCAGUGUGAAUUAGUAGGAUAUCAGAUUUAUAUUGUUGAGCAAUGGAUGUGCGAUCGAACUAUUGAUUCUAAUGUAGUUAAAGUAUUCACUGGCGAAAAAAGUCAUAUUAUUCAAGUAGCUGUUAUUGCUAUAUCUACCGCAGAGCUUCAGCAUCCUCGGCCACAGAUUCAAUCGUUUUUGAAUGUUGGAGAAUCAAGCAUGAAGCUUAAAUCAACACCAUUAGGAGAAAUUGUAUUGACAGAUCCAAGUGAACUUCCGUUUGAAAUGGACAUGGUCCUCAUACCCGAUGGAGAUUAUGACAAGUGGGUAAAGCAAGCCUAUGUGAAUAUCAAUUUAAAGAGAACCAACUGUACAGGAAGAAGUUCACUCAAUCUUCGACCUCCAAAUCCAGCGUCAGAGGAAAAAUUUAGGUCUUUGUACAAGAUAGCAGAUACAGUCGACUUUCAGGAAGCAAUGAUUAAUUUGGUGUCGACCGUACAAAUUGCUCUCUACUUGUUUAAACUGUUGGAUAAGGAUUGCAUUGAUGGGUUGAUAUGUAAUGAGACAACAAAGGCACUAUGGUCAUUUUAUACUCAUUAUGAUCCAGUCAAGACAACAGAGUACUCUCUAAAAGAGCCCUGGCUUGAACCUCAUCUAGUAGCUGCCAUCAUAUCAAAAUUGAUCAUGUGUCGAAAUAAGCUACAGGAUUCAAAUUUUACGACUAUUAAAGAUCCCUUUAUUGACUAUGAUUCAUUUCGAUUUGACAUUGGGGAUUAUCAGCGUUCCAAAAACAUUCGACCUACCAAAUUUUUGGAUCUGGAGACACUGGCAAAGUUAAAUGAGCAUACAUUUAACCUGAAAAUGAAAAAGGUCAUCAAAUCAAAAUUGGACGAUAUAUCUGGAGUGAGCAAUUCACCUUUGUUUGCUGAGACAUCUGAUCCAGAGGUCUUUCGACAUCAUGCGACAAUAGAAAGUCUGAGAAAGAUUUGGAGGCCCAAGUUGAGGGGAAUGACGAAAAAAUCAAGGGCGGGUGGAACAGCAGCAGAAAUGCUGAGUAGAGUAGCAGUGUCACUUCCUUGGAUAAACACAGCCGAUCAUCAUAAAAGAAUCGACAUUCCUUCUUCUAUGUCAAGCUCAGUCAUCAGUCCAGCCUCUUACAAGACUACGACAACAGAAGAAGAAGAACAAGCUUCAUCUAGCCACCCGAUACCCGAAUAUACCAUGUCUCCAGAUCGAUUAGAUCAAGAUAUUCCUUCUUAUGUACAUCAUCAAGUAGCACAGACCAUAUACCAUGAUGAUGAUCAUGAAUCUCUUGAACUCACUAAAGAAUCAGAUACUACACCUGCCACAACCCCUCGACCGCCACUGGCACACCACAAACGAUCCAUAUCAGAUAGCUUUCUCAUAUCGAAACUGGCGACCAAUUAUCAGCCGAUAAUAGACAUUGCACCUAAACCCUCUCUCCAACGGUCCAACUCGACAUCAUCACUGAUUGUAUUAAAUGAUGAAGCUAUCAAACGGCCCUUGGUUUCGAUGAAUGUCCAGACAUAUAUAACUUAUCAAAAAUUAUGUCAGCAACAACGUACUCUAAAGAAGAAACUGGAUGAUCUCACUCAAGUAGCCGACGAAUACGAAAUGAUGGCUAGUCGACUGAAACGGGUUUACCAAAGAAGACACAAGAUGUUUGAGUCUAUCCAAAAAGAGUCCCGGGAACUGGUGGCGGAACAAACAGAGACAGAGCAAGAGUUGAAAGAGAUGGAAGAUGACAGUGCAAAGGUUCAUUAUGAACUAAAAGCAUUGAAUGAUAAAUUGAAGGAUAUUGAAGAUAAUGUAGGAGCCUUUUAUGGCAAGGUCGGUGUGUUGGAAAGGAAGAUGGAAGACUCUCAACAAUCAAUUACUACCAUGUUAAUUGUUGGAAAUUAUUUUCAUCAUUACUGGAUAAAGACAAGAGAGUGGGUCAUGGCUGUCAUAGGAGGCUUUGGUCGUAACACACGGACGAGUAUUCAGAUUAGUUAAUUCUAUUUAUUCUACAAUGGGCACAUGUAUAAAUAUAGU